GUCGGUCAGUGAGCCACAGCCAUGAGUACGGACGCUGAGAUGGCCGCAUACGGCCCGGCAGCCGUCUACCUGCGCAAGCCGGAGAAGGAGCGGAUCGAGGCGCAGAACAGGCCCUUCGACGCCAAGGCGGCCUGCUACGUGCCCAACGCCAAGGAGCUCUACAUCAAGGGGGUCAUUCUGACCAAAGAGGGGGACAAAGCAACGGUCAAAACCGAGGCUGACGAAACUGUAACAGUUAAGGAGGAAGAUUGCCAUCCCAUGAAUCCGCCGAAAUACGAUAAAAUCGAGGACAUGGUCAUGAUGACCCACCUGAACGAGCCUUCUGUGCUGUUUAACCUCAAAGAGCGUUACGCAGCCUGGAUGAUCUACACCUACUCCGGGCUGUUCUGCGUCACCGUGAACCCCUACAAGUGGCUCCCGGUGUACAACGCAGAGGUUGUGUCGGCCUACAGGGGCAAGAAGCGGAUGGAGGCCCCGCCGCACAUCUUCUCCGUGUCCGACAGCGCGUAUCAGAACAUGCUGACAGAUCGUGAGAACCAGUCUAUCCUGAUUACUGGAGAAUCCGGUGCAGGAAAGACCGUGAACACGAAACGCGUCAUCCAGUACUUCGCGACAAUCGCGGUGUCUGGGGACAAGAAGAAGCAGGAAACGGCCCCUGGCAAAGUGCAGGGAACGCUGGAAGAUCAAAUCAUUUCGGCCAACCCCCUGCUGGAGGCUUUCGGUAAUGCCAAGACCGUGAGGAACGACAACUCCUCUCGCUUUGGUAAAUUCAUCAGAAUUCACUUCGGAACGACAGGGAAACUGGCCUCCGCAGAUAUCGAAACGUACCUGCUGGAGAAGUCCCGGGUGACGUUUCAGCUGUCUGACGAGAGGAGCUAUCACAUCUUCUACCAGAUCAUGACCAAUCACAAGCCAGAACUGAUUGGUAUGCUCCUCAUCACAACCAACCCGUAUGACUUCCCCAUGAUCAGCCAGGGCCAGAUUACAGUGGCCAGCAUCGACGACAAGGAGGAGCUGGUAGCCACGGACACCGCCAUUGACACCCUGGGCUUCACCGCAGAUGAGAAAGUGAGCAUCUACAAGCUGACCGGCGCAGUGAUGCAUUAUGGGAACAUGAAGUUCAAGCAGAAGCAGCGGGAGGAGCAGGCCGAGCCCGACGGCACCGAGGUGGCUGACAAAGUGGCUUACCUCAUGGGGCUGAACUCGGCUGACCUGCUGAAAGCUCUGUGCUACCCCAGAGUGAAGGUGGGGAAUGAGUACGUGACCAAGGGCCAGACCGUGCAGCAGGUUGCCAAUGCAGUUGGUGCCCUGGCCAAGUCUGUUUAUGAGAAGAUGUUCCUGUGGAUGGUCAUUCGUAUCAACCAGAUGCUGGACACGAAGCAGCCCAGACAGUUCUUCAUCGGCGUGCUGGACAUCGCUGGCUUUGAGAUCUUUGAUUUCAACAGCUUGGAGCAGCUGUGCAUAAACUUCACCAAUGAGAAACUGCAACAGUUUUUCAACCACCACAUGUUUGUGCUGGAACAAGAGGAGUACAAGAAGGAAGGGAUUGACUGGGAGUUCAUCGACUUCGGCAUGGACCUAGCAGCCUGCAUUGAGCUCAUUGAGAAGCCAAUGGGCAUCUUCUCCAUCCUGGAAGAGGAGUGCAUGUUCCCCAAGGCUUCGGACACUUCUUUCAAGAACAAGCUCUACGACCAGCACCUCGGCAAGAACAACGCCUUCCAGAAGCCCAAGCCCACCAAAGGCAAGGCUGAGGCCCACUUCUCCCUGGUGCACUACGCCGGCACGGUGGACUACAACAUCAGCGGCUGGCUGGACAAGAACAAGGACCCGCUCAACGAGUCCGUGGUGCAGCUCUACCAGAAGUCACCGAUCAAGCUGCUGUCUAACCUGUAUGCCUCCUUUUCUUCGGCCGAAGCAGACUCCAGCUCAGGCGGGGCUAAGAAAGGAGCUAAGAAGAAGGGCGGCUCCUUCCAGACGGUCUCUGCAGUCUUCAGGGAGAAUCUGGGGAAGCUGAUGACCAACCUGAGGAGCACUCAUCCUCACUUCGUGCGUUGCCUGAUUCCCAACGAAGUUAAGACACCAGGCAUCAUGGACAAUCAGCUGGUCAUCCACCAGCUGCGCUGUAACGGCGUGCUGGAGGGGAUCAGGAUCUGCAGGAAGGGCUUCCCCAGCAGGAUCCUGUAUGCCGACUUCAAGCAGAGAUACAGGGUACUGAACGCGAGCGCCAUCCCAGAGGGACAGUUCAUCGAUGGCAAGAAGGCUGCGGAGAAGCUUCUGGGAUCCAUCGACCUUGAUCAUUCUCAAUACAAGUUUGGGCACACUAAGGUGUUCUUCAAGGCUGGUCUGCUGGGCACAUUGGAAGAGAUGCGAGAUGAGAAAUUGGCCUCUCUGGUGACAGGCACCCAGGCCUUGUGUCGUGGUUUCCUCAUGAGGACAAAGUUUGCCAAAAUGACUGCACAAAGAGAUGCUGUGUACGUCCUCCAGUACAACAUCCGCUCAUUCAUGAACGUGAAACACUGGCCGUGGAUGAGGCUCUUCUUCAAGAUCAAGCCUCUUCUGAAGAGCGCAGAGACAGAGAAAGAGAUGGCGAACAUGAAAGAGGACUUCAUCAAGUGCAAGGAAGACCUUGCCAAGGCAGAAGCCAAAAGGAAAGAGCUCGAGGAAAAAAUGGUUACCCUGCUGCAAGAGAAGAAUGACCUGCUGCUACAAGUCCAGUCUGAGAGUGAGAGUCUCGCCGACGCAGAGGAACGAUGCGAGGGUCUGAUAAAGAGCAAAAUCCUGCUGGAGGCCAGAAUGAAAGAAACGAGCGAGAGAUUGGAGGAUGAGGAGGAGAUGAAUGCCGAGCUAACUGCCAAAAAGAGGAAGCUGGAGGACGAGUGCGGUGAGCUGAAGAAGGACAUCGACGACCUGGAGCUCACGCUGGCCAAAGUGGAGAAGGAGAAACACGCCACCGAAAACAAGGUUAAAAACCUGAUAGAGGAGAUAACGGGGCAGGAUGAAAGCAUUUCCAAGUUGACCAAGGAGAAGAAAGCCCUCCAAGAGGCACAUCAGCAGACCCUUGAUGAUCUCCAAGUAGAGGAAGACAAAUGCAACUCCCUGGCUAAAGCCAAGACCAAGCUUGAGCAGCAAGUAGAUGACCUGGAAGGUUCUCUGGAACAAGAGAAGAAGAUCCGUAUGGAUCUUGAGAGAGCCAAGAGAAAGCUUGAGGGUGAUCUGAAGCUGGCCCAGGAAUCCAUAAUGGAUCUAGAGAAUGACAAACAGCAGUCAGAGGAGAAGCUGAAGAGGAAAGAUUUUGAGACAAGCGAACUCCUGAGUAAAAUUGAAGAUGAGCAAUCUUUGGCAUCCCAACUUCAAAAGAAGAUUAAAGAGCUUCAUGCCCGCAUUGAGGAGCUGGAGGAGGAGAUCGAGGCCGAGCGCGCUGCUCGGGCCAAGGUGGAGAAGCAGAGAGCCGAGCUCUGCAGGGAGCUUGAGGAGAUCAGCGAGAGGCUCGAAGAGGCCGGCGGCGCGACCGCCGCUCAGGUCGAGAUGAACAAGAAGCGCGAGACGGAGUUCCAGAAGCUGCGCCGGGACCUGGAGGAGUCCACCCUGCAGCACGAGGCCACCUCCGCCGCCCUACGCAAGAAGCAGGCUGACAGCGUGGCUGAGCUGGGAGAGCAAAUCGACAACCUUCAGCGCGUCAAGCAGAAGCUGGAGAAGGAGAAGAGUGAAUACAAAAUGGAAAUCGAUGACCUCUCGAGCAACAUGGAGGCCAUAGCUAAGUCUAAGAUAAUUCUGGAGAAGAUGUGUCGUACGCUUGAGGACCAGCUAGUUGAAGUUAAGACUAAGAGUGAGGAAAACUACCGUCAGAUCAGUGAUCUCACCACUCAAAAGGCCCGCCUCCAAACAGAAAAUGGUGAAUUUGGCCGUCAACUUGAGGAGAAAGAGUGUCUGAUUUCUCAGUUGAUGAGAGCCAAACAGGCUUUUACUCAGCAGAUUGACGAGCUGAAGAGGCAGAUUGAAGAGGAGUCAAAAGCCAAGAAUGCCCUGGCCCACGCCUUGCAGUCAGCCCGCCAUGACUGUGACCUGCUGAGGGAGCAGUUUGAGGAGGAGCAGGAGGCCAAGGCCGAGCUGCAGCGUGGAAUGUCCAAGGCCAACAGCGAGGUGGCUCAGUGGAGAACCAAAUACGAAACCGACGCCAUCCAGCGCACCGAGGAGCUGGAGGAGGCCAAGAAAAAGCUUGCCCAGCGCCUACAGGAAGCAGAGGAACAGAUUGAGGCUGUAAACUCCAAGUGUGCCUCUCUGGAGAAGACCAAACAGAGACUGCAGAGUGAAAUGGAGGACCUAAUGACCGAUGUGGAGAAAGCUAACUCCCAAGCUGCCUGUCUUGACAAGAAGCAGAGGAACUUUGACAAGAUUCUGGCUGAAUGGAAGCAGAAGUAUGAGGAAGGCCAGGCAGAGCUGGAGGCAGCCCAGAAAGAGACUCGAACCCUCAGCACCGAGCUCUUCAAAAUGAAGAACUCCUACGAAGAAGCUCUGGACCAUCUAGAGACCCUCAAAAGAGAAAAUAAAAAUUUGCAACAGGAGAUCUCUGAUUUGUCUGAACAAAUCGGAGAGAGUGGGAAAAGCAUCCACGAGCUGGAGAAAGCCAAGAAGCAGGCUGAGACUGACAAGUCAGAAAUGCAGGGCGCUCUGGAGGAGGCUGAGGCUUCGCUGGAGCACGAGGAGUCCAAGAUUCUUCGAGUCCAGCUGGAGCUGAAUCAGGUGAAAUCCGAGGUGGAAAGGAAGAUCGCCGAGAAGGACGAGGAAAUCGAGCAGCUGAAGAGAAGCAGCCAGAGGAUCGUAGACUCCAUGCAGAGCUCCCUGGACUCCGAGGUCAGGAGCAGGAACGACGCCCUGAGAGUCAAGAAGAAGAUGGAGGGCGACCUCAACGAGAUGGAGAUCCAGCUGAGCCACGCCAACCGCCAGGCCGCCGAGGCCCAGAAACAGCUGAGGAACGUCCAAGGACAGCUCAAGGAUGCCCAGCUGCACCUGGAUGAUGCGAUCAGAGGACAGGAGGACAUGAAGGAGCAGGCGUCCAUGGUGGAGCGCAGAAACGCCCUGAUGCUGGCCGAGAUCGAGGAGCUGAGGGCCGCCCUGGAGCAGACGGAGAGAGGCCGCAAAGUGGCCGAGCAGGAGCUGACCGAUGCCAGCGAGAGGGUCGGACUUCUGCACUCCCAGAACACCAGCCUUCUGAACACCAAGAAGAAGAUGGAGGCUGAUAUAACCCUGCUCCAGGGGGAAAUGGAGGAGUUCAGUCAGGAAGCAAGGAACGCAGAGGAGAAGGCAAAGAAGGCCAUCACUGAUGCAGCCAUGAUGGCAGAGGAGCUGAAGAAGGAGCAGGACACCAGCGCUCACCUUGAGAGGAUGAAGAAGAACCUGGAAGUCACGGUCAAAGACCUGCAGCACCGUCUGGACGAGGCCGAGAGUCUGGCCUUGAAGGGCGGGAAGAAGCAGCUCCAGAAACUGGAGAGCCGGGUGCGCGAGCUGGAGAGUGAGCUUGAGUCUGAACAGAAGCGUGGAGCAGAUGCCAUGAAAGGUAUCCGCAAAUAUGAGAGGCGAAUCAAGGACCUUGGCUACCAGGUUGAAGAAGACAAGAAGAAUAUGAGCAGGCUGCAGGAGCUCGUGGACAAGCUUCAGAUCAAAGUGAAGGCCUACAAGCGGCAGGCUGAGGAAGCAGAGGAGCAGUCCAAUGCACACCUGUCCAGGUGCAGGAAGGUGCAGCACGAGCUGGAGGAGGCCCAGGAGCGAGCCGACGUCGCGGAGUCCCAGGUCAACAAGCUGAGGGCCAGGAGCCGCGACAUGAGCGCCAAGGGUCAAGAGACUGGGGAGUAGAGGGGAGGCUCGUUUUCUUCUAAGCGUGUUCCUAAGCGUGUUCCUAAGCGUGUUCCUAAGCGUGUUGUGAAUUAGGUUGUGUACUACCUGUACUGUAGCUAUGAUCAAGCCCACGUGAAUGGCAAAAAUAGUAUAGAACUGUGGCAGGAUCCAAUCAACAUUCGUCUUUAGGUUGACUUUCAAGUAAAUACAAGGGUUAACAUUUUUUCUUCACAAACACAAGUAUGUUUGGCGAGUCUGGCAAUCGUUUGCAAAAAAUGGUUUUAGCACUUGAAUUUAUUUCAAAGUAAGAAUUUAAUGACAAAUGCUGAUUGGAUCCUGCUCUUUAUUUCCCUUGAAACCAUAUCAGAUAUCUCGGGCCAAAGCAUCAGAGAGGUUUGGUGAUUUUACUAGGAUGGGAUUUAAUCUCAUGGUAAGGCUAUAUUGGUAAGCACAUGUUUCACACAUUCAACAUGAAAAACUACAUCAUGCAAAUGUCUGUCAACGGUUCUGUAAACAGCCCUGUUCACUGCAUUUACAGUGCAGUACAGAACCAUACCCAGCCACCCCCAGCCUAGGCACCUGAAGUUACACAAGUUCCAUGUCUGCAGGGCAAAAAGCCAUAAACCUUACAACAGCAACAACAAAAAACAAACAUUGAUUCCAGAAGACUCCAACACUAUUUUUCCCCAGAAACCAAUGAAAUACUAAAAUUAAGCAUGUUGUCUAUGUUUAAUUGCAAACUUUAUAAGCAAAAGAUCACAAUAGCCUCCUGUGGUUUUCAUAUGCCAUAUUACUUUCAGUUAGAAAUCUGACCUGCAAAUCAAAGAUUCUAGGGUAAAUAAAACUUCAGAGAAAGGACUUGCCAGUGGUGCUGUAGCAGUAUUCAGUGGUGCAUGGAUAUGAAAUAUAAAUAAAUAUCAAGAAGCCAAAGU
This is a messenger RNA of Anguilla anguilla (European eel), 6764 nucleotides long. RefSeq names its product myosin heavy chain, fast skeletal muscle-like. The record is from RefSeq and is a predicted model, not a curated record. Gene Ontology annotation, cellular component: myosin complex. Lineage: Eukaryota; Metazoa; Chordata; Actinopteri; Anguilliformes; Anguillidae. Gene Ontology annotation, molecular function: cytoskeletal motor activity; actin filament binding; ATP binding. Bases 22 to 5850 code for a protein of 1942 amino acids. The transcript is spliced from 39 exons.